AUGACGAUAGAAGACUGGCUUGCCCAGGGCAAGACAAAGCGCCAAUCCAUCUACAACGCAAUCCCAAAGAAAUGGAGACUGAAAGACCCCGUCCCCUCCGCAGCGGAUUUGCGCGAUGUCACCGGCCCCUAUAUCCAGCAGUUUCUUAGUGCGCGUGAGAUUGAAAUCACCGAGUCCGAUGCAUUUGAGAUCACCUCGCAGACUACCACGGGCUGCUGGUCUGCCGUCGAAGUCACUGAGGCUUUUUGUCAUCGCGCUGCGUUGGCUCACCAACUGGUCAGCUGUCUGCACGAGAUAUUCUUCGACGCUGCUAUAGAAAGCGCGAGGAAACUCGAUGCCUACUUUGCAAAGCACCAGUCCCCCGUGGGACCUUUACACGGUCUCCCCGUCAGUCUGAAGGACCAAUUUCAUGUCAAGGGUGUCGAAACCACCAUGGGCUACGUGGGCUGGAUCGGCACCUUCGAGGGUAAGCGAGAUGAUCCCCGCCGCGGGACAGUGGAAAGCGAGCUGGUGCGGGAAUUGCGCAAUCUCGGAGCUGUGCUAUACUGCAAGACUAGUGUGCCUGCAACCCUGAUGACAGGCGAAACCGUCAACCACAUCAUCGGCUACACCACGAACCCGAAGAAUCGGCUGCUCUCCUGCGGUGGGAGCUCCGGCGGCGAGGGCGCGCUGAUUGCCCUUCGUGGAUCGCCCGCUGGCUUUGGAACCGAUAUUGGAGGCAGUGUGCGCAUUCCCGCUGGGUUCAAUGGGCUGUAUGGUAUCCGGCCUUCUGCGGGGAGGAUUCCUUACCAGGGAGCAGCGAACUCGUUCGAUGGUCAGAAUACGAUAUUGUCGGUCAUCGGCCCGCUGGCAACUACUGCGCGGUCUUUGACUUUGUUGUUCAAGUCUGUCCUUAGCCAGGAGCCUUGGUAUCAGGAUCCUCUUGUCUUGGAGCUGCCAUGGCGGGAUGCUAUUGUUGAGGAAACGCGUAACUUGAUCCAGCAGGCUCAAGCUGGGUCGCCCACGCUCGCCUUUGCUAUGAUGCAUUGGAAUGGUAUAGACCGGAUUCAUCCGCCCGUUGCACGAGGGUUGCGCAUUGUCGAACAGACAUUAAAACGUCUAGGGCACAAGGUGAUUUCCUGGGAUCCGCCGUCCCAUGCCGUGCUCCACGAACUGGCUAGCAAGACGUUCAACAUGGAUGGCGGCGCAGAUAUGCGCCAUCAGUUCGGUCUCUCUGGCGAACCCAAGCCGCCGCAGGUCAUCGUGGAGGAAAAUGGUACCGAACUCACUACGUCUGCGAUUGCCGCACUCAACGUUGCCAAACGCGAGUAUCAGAAACGCUACAUGGACUACUGGAACAGUACCGCGGAGCUAACGGGGACCGGACGCCCGGUGGACGGCGUCGUUAGCCCUCUAGCACCUCAUGCGGCGGUGAUUCCGCACCACUACCAUAGUGUAGGAUACUCGAGCUUCGUGAAUGUUCUCGACUAUACUAGUGUGGUGAUACCAGUCACCUCGGCCGACCAGGCGGUAGAUACGCGACCGCCAGAGACUUCUCUAGGGCCGCAUAUCGAGUGGGACUACGAUGCCGAUACGUACCAUGGAGCUCCCGUGGCGGUGCAGUUGCUGGGUAGGCGAUUGCAGGAGGAGAAGAUGUUGACGCUGGCCGAGUAUUUGGGGAGUGAAAUAUGUCGUAGAUAG
Messenger RNA from Penicillium lagena, 1680 nucleotides. It is a transcript of the gene gmdA, whose product is annotated as putative general amidase GmdA. The coding region runs from base 1 to 1680 and encodes 559 amino acids. Lineage: Eukaryota; Fungi; Ascomycota; Eurotiomycetes; Eurotiales; Aspergillaceae. The transcript is spliced from 4 exons. The record is from RefSeq and is a predicted model, not a curated record.